AUGUACUUAAGCGCACUAGAUCUGUGGUGAAAUGUUCGAAGAACAAGCGACGGAAGAAUUAAUGCCAUCCGAAUUGGGCACUAAAGAAUACUGGAAUGAGGCAUAUUUGGUUGAGAAGAAAAACUUCAUUGAGUAUGGAGAUGUUGGAGAAGUAUGGUUUGGAGAAGACAGCGCUCUCAGGAUUGUGAGAUGGCUGUGUUCCAGUGAUUUAGUAAAGCAAGAUGACAGUAUUAUUGAUUUGGGUUGUGGAAAUGGAAUGCUGUUGGUGGAAUUGGCUCGUGAAGGUUUCAUUAACCUUACUGGAGUAGACUAUUCACAAAAUGCUAUUGAUUUAGCUGAGUCAAUAAUGAAAAUGCAAAACCUGACAAUCAGAUAUGAGGUGCGUGACAUUCUGAGUAUAGAUGACACCGUAAUGUCGAGAGAAUAUGCUGUUGCUCUUGAUAAAGGAACUUAUGAUGCUGUAAGCCUUCAUCCAGAAGAUUCCAAAGAGAAGAGAGAAAAAUACAUAUUAAAUGUAUGGAAAUUGUUAAAGCCACAAGGCUUGUUAGUCAUAACUUCGUGCAACUGGACUGAGAAAGAGCUAAUCCUACACUUCAGUACAAAAUUUUGUCUUCUCAGUGUAAUUCCAACCCCAACAUUCCAAUUUGGUGGAAAAACAGGCAAUGUAAUCUCGUCUCUUGUGCUGCAAAAGAAAUAAUAGUCGUGGAAAAAUCAGAGGGCCUAUUUCCCCUUGUCCCACCUGCACCAUGAUGGUUACCACUACUUUACAGUGAUAUAAUAAACAGCUGGCUGUUAUCUGAAUGAAAUGAGACAGUAAAUCAGCUGGUCUGAUUAUGAUUGCUUGUAAUGUGUGUUUUCUAGGUCAGUGGUAACAAAACUUCAAUAAGGAGUUGCUUAUUCAGAUGCCUUAUAUCUAAGCAGUCUUGAGUGGCUGUGCAAUUAGUGGCUUCUCAAGAAGGGCUCAGCUCCGUGAAGUUAGUUUAAUUAGUUAUAUCUGAGCAGAAUAAGUGAGAUCAUUGUACACUACACUUACUGUGUGUAAGACACUGCAGCAUUGCUACAAAUUGUUGUACCCUUUUACUGGAAAAAAGUGACCUUAGCAUAAGAGAAACUUUAUACGGAAUAAAAGGCAAUGCGAAGUACACUGAUCCAGGACAGAGGGGUUUACCAGAAACAUGUGAGAUUUGAAAUUUGCUAAGUGGUGAGUAUAAAGAGUACUAUAUCCUGGGAUGUAAUGCCAUAUUUGUUUAGUCUGGUAGAUAUUUACUGAUGUUGCAGAGGACAAACUGCCAUCAUUUUCAGGAUUUAAAAGUAAAAAUCUGCUUUCUGCUUGCUUGCUUGCAUACUCUUCAACUUGAAGAUGGAGGCAGUACAUUUCUCCAAACACUUGUAAACAUCUACCAAGCCACAC
Cryptotermes secundus is the source of this 1411-nucleotide messenger RNA. Its product is annotated as EEF1A lysine methyltransferase 2. Gene Ontology annotation, biological process: peptidyl-lysine monomethylation; peptidyl-lysine dimethylation. NCBI's taxonomy places the organism in Eukaryota, Metazoa, Arthropoda, Insecta, Blattodea, Kalotermitidae. The transcript is spliced from 6 exons. The record is from RefSeq and is a predicted model, not a curated record. The coding region runs from base 32 to 697 and encodes 221 amino acids. Gene Ontology annotation, molecular function: protein-lysine N-methyltransferase activity. Gene Ontology annotation, cellular component: cytoplasm.